Cladocopium goreaui is the source of this 3804-nucleotide messenger RNA. The record is from the annotation of a GenBank genome assembly. NCBI's taxonomy places the organism in Eukaryota, Dinophyceae, Suessiales, Symbiodiniaceae.
AUGUUGUUUCUCGCCAUUCUUCAAGUUCUUCUUGCAAACCCACUUUUGGCAUCUGAAGAUUGCGAUGGCCCGGGAAAUGAGCAUUUAGAGUUGAGCAGACAUUUGGACCAGCUUGACAUCAUUUACGAGGGCCAGUCCGACAACGCUUCAUGGAUGUCUGCAAUUGAUGAUUCAACCACAAACGAGCUACUCGGACUGGCUGCUUCGUCAGACCUCACCUAUGGAGAGAUCCUACCAGAAGGUUUUCUUUCCAUCCUGCAAUGUGUUGGGGCUCGUGCUGGCGAACGUUUUUUUGAUUUGGGAAGUGGAACUGGCAAAACUGUUGUCCUUGCAUCUCUGCAUGGUCUAAACUCCACGGGCAUCGAAGUUGCUCCUUCCAGAUGGCAAACAUCUUGCCGCGGUCUGCAGAAGAUGAAAUCACUUGGCAUCAGGCCAUUGCCCACAUUUGUCCGCGGCAGUUUUGCUAAUGUCGACUUCAAGGAUGCCAACAUCAUUUUCAUGAAUUCCGACCAGAUGUGGGGUGAUGGCAAGAUGACGUGGCCCUCGGGAGAGGAGUACAUAGGCAGCUUGAAGAAAGGCGUUUUCCAUGGCAAGGGAACACGAACUUGGCCAAAUGGAGACCGCUAUGCUGGUAGCUUCAAGCACGGUAUGCAGGAUGGUGAGGGAACCUUUGAGAGUGCAGAGGAGGGCUGGGUAUACAACGGUCAAUGGCUGCAGAACCGGAUGAAUGGCCGAGGGAAGGUGAAAUGGCCCAACGGCAUUGAGUAUGAUGGUGAGUGGAAGGAUGGCAUUCGAGAAGGAAAGGGGAAGCUGACAUGGGCAGAUGGAUCCAGCUACAAAGGUGAAUUCCAGCACAAUUGCAUUGAGGGGAAGGGGAAGAAGACCCUUCCCGAUGGUUCCUGGUUUGAGGGACAGUUCCACGACAGCGAGCUUGAAGGGCGCGGAACCUUCCAUUGGCCAGAUGGAACAGAGUUUGAAGGCCUUUGGCACAAUAGUGAAAUUGUUGGCCCUGGAUGCCAUAGGUUCCCCAACGGCACCAUGAUCACAGGCGUCUUUGAGAACCAUGGUGCUACUGGAGAGGGCACGAAGAAGUGGAAGAAUGGCUGCAUGUAUACAGGCACUCUGCUCAACAACAGCAUCCACAAGUAUGGAGUUUUCCAGUGGUCCGACGGGCGAAGAUACAUUGGACAGUUCCAGGAUGAAAUGAUGCAUGGCGAGGGAAUGCUGUGCUGGUCUGAUGACUUUGGAGUUUGUCGCUACAAGGGCACCUUCGAGCACAACGUCUUCCAGGGUCAUGGUGUUCUUGAGUGGUCAGUGAAGGCUCGCUAUGUUGGAGAAUUCUUCAACGGACUCUACCACGGAGAAGGAACCUUCGAAUGGCCAGACAAGGCAAAUGUCUACCGGGGCCAGUGGCAGUUCGGAGAAAUGAGCGGCAAGGGAACCCUGACGACCAGCUGCGGAUCUGUCUUCUCUGGUGAGUUCCAUGCCGGAAAUAUGGAGGGCCGAGGAACCAUCACCUUCAUCACAAAUGACCAGUACACUGGUGAGUUCAAGGAUUCCAUGUUCAAUGGACUGGGCUGCUACACGUGGUCUUCUGGUGUGACUCUCACUGGUGUCUUUGAGAACAACGUUUGCAGCAAGGUUGGUAAAAAGACCUACACCAAUGGCCUUGUUUACAUUGGAGAGCUCUUCGAAGACCUGGAGCACGGACGCGGUGUUCUCACAGACGCCAGUGGUACUCGGAUCGUUGGUGUAUGGAACAAUGGCAGGCUUGAAGAGGAGCUGGUGGAAAUGAUUGUUUCUGGCACAGAGGCAAAGCAUGGCACGACUGGCAAGGUGACCUUUAAUUUUCUGAGGUGGCUGUUGAGGCAUGUGAACUUCGGAACCAUGCUUGCAUGUGAGCGACCUUGGCUUCGUGUGCAGUGGUCCCCUUGUCGAAAUUGGGCAUGGCCACGCUGCCCCGGCUUGUCAUUGGGCAGAGGUUGGCUGGUUCGUCCCCACUCCAGUCGCAGUGCAAAGCCGAAGCCGAGCAAGUUGCAACUUCAGAGCCAGAACUCUCGGAGCGAGGCCAAAGCGCAACUGCUGAAAUACUUGGGAUGCUUCAGCCGUGGUUCUGGGGCUGCUGCCGACGUGCGAAGUCUUAUCGCAGACUUGGAGCUAUUGCCUAAGCCUGAAAGAUCUGCUGAUCUAGCUGAUCUAGCUGGCCAGUGGUCUCUCAUAGGAGACACUGCUAGUUCACGGCCUCCACUUCUGAUGAGAAGCUUCAAAGAUGAUGACUGGGUCUUGAGAUCCGUAUCGAUGAACAUCUUGGACGACCUGAGUGUACAAAGUACAGCUGUGCUCGGUGUUUCUGGGCACACCGAAGAAGUGUCGUUCAAGGAUCGGUUGCAGAUGGACAAAGAUAAUCCAUCCAAAGUAUCGCUGGGAGAUCGUCAAAUGACUAUCACCUACCUGGAUGAUGAUAUCCUGAUUCUUCGAGAUGAUGGUGACCCACUGGUCUUCCUGGAAGGCCGCGUGCAGAAUUUUUAUGUGAAACGCGAGGUUUACUUGCGAUCUUCGCCAAAUGCCACAAAGCUGCGCUAUUGGCGAAGCUACUUGGACUGGCGGGAAACCCUGCCUCAGGUGCCUCUUUGGCUGCUUUCGUGGCUUCGUGCCUAUGGUUUCUCUUUUGCCUCCAAGCAACCUUCAAGCUAUGGAGAGUUCAAUCAGCUCCCAAAGACCGUCCAUCGCAUCAGCGUUGACUUCGAUCCAGAUUUGCUGGAGCAAAGUGUGUCUUUGUGCCAGUUGGGAGAUCUGAAUGAUGUUGGUCUGAUUUGGUCUUUGUUUCGAUACGUCACAUCCGAAUACGAACCUGGAAGCAGUGCUGACUCUGUGGAAAUGAGAGCUUCGAUGUACACCAAUAUGCUGUACAGUGGCAUCUUCUGGCCUGCGUCGUUCGUAGCUGCAUGUGCUGCGUUGCGCGCAAUGAAACGGCUAAGAGGAAGAGGACAACUCCAUGUGGUAGAGCUGGCGUGUGGCACUGCAUUGCCGUCAAUCGCCGCGCUGGCAAGAGGUGCCAAGGUCACCAGCACCGAUAUCUCUUUGCUGUCACUUCGCUUGGCGGAGAAGUCAGCGGAGCCUUUGACGAGGGACAACUUCUCAACCCAAAUCUUUGACAUCAUAAAGGAACCUCCACAGAAGCUUUUGGAUCUACAUCCAGACAUAGUGGUCGCAUCAGACCUGCUGUAUACUGAGGAGGUUGCCAAGGGCCUUGGGCGUCAGCUUGGAGUUGCUGCUUCCAAUGGAAUCAGCAUCAUUACCACUGAUGCAGGGAGAUUAGAAGGCCAAGGCCAAAGAAUCUUCCUGGAGUCCUUCAGAGAAACAUGUGAGGAUGGCCCCAAUGGCUCUGCGUCCUCAUUUGUGACGGAGGAGAUUCCUGAUCACAUCCUGGAUUUGGGUGUGAGUGCCAUGAAGUACGGCGGACAGGAAUGCUGGGUUGCAUUGCUAUUGCAUUUCUUGCAAGGCAAAGCCAUCGUGAUUUUUGCCAAUGGAGACAAGUAUGUUGGUGCCUUGCAAAAUGCGCAGAAAGAAGGAGAUGGCAUGUGCAUCCGGUAUGUCUAUGCAGAUGGUUCUGCCUACAAGGGCACUUGGUCUGCAGACUCCCUUGACGGUGAAGUGCACCCACAAGGGGCGGAGGUUGAGUCCUCUCAGACUGGCCGGCUACACGACCUGAACGUCACAAACGCGGAGGCCGUUGCUGUCAUGAAGACCAAGCUACCUGGCGAGAGAAAGCAGGUGCCACCAGUGGCAAAGAUCCAGGAAUAG